Spea bombifrons (plains spadefoot toad) is the source of this 2509-nucleotide messenger RNA. It is a transcript of the gene PMEL, whose product is annotated as premelanosome protein. The transcript is spliced from 12 exons. Bases 38 to 2245 code for a protein of 735 amino acids. Gene Ontology annotation, biological process: melanosome organization. Gene Ontology annotation, cellular component: melanosome. The record is from RefSeq and is a predicted model, not a curated record. Lineage: Eukaryota; Metazoa; Chordata; Amphibia; Anura; Pelobatidae.
GGCUGACAUUCUUUCUGCUGUUUGAUUGCUGGCUGGGAUGGACAAUACCGAGUUUAGGAUGCAUGGACUCUUGUUACUGGCGGUACUCUGGGUGCUGUGUGCUGGCAUAGAGGCUCAGAGCAGCUCUCCAAACCGGGUACAGCAGAGCAAUCAACGGGUAAGGACCAGCAAACGCCCACCCUUCAGGUCAUGGAACAGCCAGAUGUACCCUAUUUGGCGAGGAGGUGACACCCAGCAGAGAGACUGCUGGAAAGGAGGCCAAGUGACGUUUGAUCUGAUCAAUGAUGCACCUACGUUGACGGGUGCUAAAGCUACAUUCUUCAUAAAGCUGAACUUUCCUCACAACCAGACUGUGCUUCCUGAUGGGCAGGUGGUUUGGAACCAGAAUCGUACUGAAAAUGGUACCUGGACACCUUCAGGGGAGCCAGUUUAUCCUGAUGAAGGCACUGAAAGAAGUGACUGCACUUUCCCUGAUGGAAGCCCAUUCCCACAUGGUGCUGGGAAAAGACGAAGCAAGUUUGUCUAUGUCUGGCAGACAUGGGGAAAGUACUGGCAAGUGGUGGAUGGACCCUCCUCUAAUCUGACUGUGGAUACAGACGGCAUACCGCUUGGCUCCUAUAACAUGGAAGUUGUGGUCUACCACUACCGUGGCCACCAGAAGUUCAUUCCUAUUGGCAGCAUCUCCUCUCAGUUUACAAUCACUGAUCAGAUUCCUGUCUCUGUAUCCGUAUCACAGCUCCUUGAUCUGGAUCAGGAGGACCAGCGUUUCAUUCAGAACAGAGCAGUGUCCUUUUCAGUGGCAAUUCAUGACCCCAGCCAUUAUCUUCAGGCUGCCGAUAUAUCCUUCUCAUGGGAUUUUGGUGAUGAGAGUGGUACACUUAUCACAAGGAAUACAGGUGUCACCCACACCUAUGUCUCUGCUGGUGUGUUCAAGCCGACGGUUGUUCUCCAAGCUGCCAUUCCUGUAUUGCCAUGUGGCAGUACUGCUGCUGCAACAGAGCUGUCGGUUACCACAAAUAUACCAUCAGAACCCACAACUGGAGCAGAGGCUACAACAAGUACCGGUGAAGUGACAGUUUCCACUGGAACAGCUGCCCCAGCUUCAAGUAAUACAACUCUACCCGAGGAGGCUGUAGCAGAACAAGCAACUGUGGCACCAAUGGCUAAUGAGUUAAAUGUGGAGGAUGCUCAGACGCUUGCUGUGACUUUACCAGCAGUUGUGCCUUCAACUGGGCAGACGGUAGCCAGUGAUGUGGUACCUGCAGAGCAAGCUGUGCCUACAGAGGGAGUCACUGUAGCCAGCAAUGGGGAGACGGAAGCGGACGACUCUACUGUACCUGAGGGCGAAGCUGUGACCUUGGCGGUUGUGUCUACAGAGGGAGAGACCACAGUCAAUGAUGUUGCUGUGACUGUAGCCGCUGUGACUGUACCAGAGGCUGUACCUAGUGAGGCGGUAGCUGUGGAUAUCCAGGAAAUGGCAGCUGUAAUUUCAUCAGCAGAUAAUACAGAAGAAACUGCAUCAAGUGGUACACCUGAAGGUGUGUCUCCUACUGUCCCAUCAACCGAAGAAACUUCAAAUGUUCAGAUGGCUACCACAGAACAAGGAGCUAUGAUAGUUGUUGCUAAAAGACAAGCUCCUGAAGGACCACUUGUAGGAUGCACACUUUAUCGUUAUGGAACGUUUGCGACGGAACUGGAUAUUGUCCAGGGCAUUGAAAGUAUGCAGAUUGUGCAAGUUGAGCCGAUCCUAGCUGCUGAUGUAGAGAACGCUGUGGAUCUCACAAUUACAUGCCAGGGGAGUGUACCUAGUCAAGUCUGCACAGUAAUAUCCGACUCCAGUUGUGAAACUCCACAAGAGACUGUGUGUAACCCAGUGGCACCCUUGUCUGACUGCCAGAUGGUCGUGCGACAGGUCUUCAACAGUACUGGUGUCUUCUGUGUAAAUGUGUCCUUAACAGAUGAUGUCAGCCUGGCUGUCGCGAGUGCACAAGUUACAGUGUCAGGAGGUGGCAGAUCCUCCACUAAUGGUGUUGUCAUAACUGUUGGUGUGCUCCUGGUUGCUUUUGCUGUGGCUGCUGUUGCAUAUACCUACAGACGUACAAAAUCUUAUGUGCCCCUGAGGACUGAACACACAUCUGUCAAUUGGUUCCCAAAUCGCACAUCCUUGCGUCUCUUCUUCAAUAGCUUUGUUGGCCGCUCCAUGAAUGGAGAAAGCAGUCCCCUUCUUAAUGGCAGAGUUGUGUGAUUAUAAUAUGGCAAUCUCUGCCUACAGUGCUGCUGAUUCCAGAUCUGAAUCAAAGUUGUACCAAAACAAACGGUUAAACUCAUUCUUAAUGUACCUCAAUAUAUCAACCCAUAACUUCACUUCAAGCCAGGUCUACCACAGCAGACCAGAGGAUUGGGAUGUUACAGAAGUAUUUAAUUUGAGGUGCAUCUGAAACAGCUGGCAGGCUCAGUUCUUUUCAUCCUAUGGCUGAAUUCUACCAACAAUAAAUUUCUUUAAAACUUU